Molecule: messenger RNA, 1163 nt
Organism: Hippocampus zosterae (dwarf seahorse)
Lineage: Eukaryota; Metazoa; Chordata; Actinopteri; Syngnathiformes; Syngnathidae
Exons: 2
Coding region: 123-920 (265 amino acids)
Source: RefSeq, a predicted model, not a curated record
GGGGCGUGAUUGGGAGGAACGGCCCCCCCGAUCAGAACUCGAGUGGUGUUUUGUUAUUGGACUUCUGUGCUCGUCACGGACUGUCCAUAACGAACACCUUGUUCAAGCAUAAGGGUGUCCACAUGUGCACUUGGCACCAGGACACCCUAGGCCGUAGUUCGAUGAUCGACCUUGUGGUCGUGUCAUCGGAUUUGCGGCCACAUGUUCUGGACACUCGGGUGAAGAGAGGGGCGGAGCUGUCAACUGAUCACCACCUGGUGGUGAGUAGGCUCCGAUGGUGGGGGAAGAUGCCGGUCCGUCCUGGCAGACCCAAACGUAUUGUGAGGGUUUGUUGGGAGCGUCUGGCGGAAUCCCCUGUCAGAAGGAGUUUCAACUCCCGCCUCCGACAGAGCUUUUCCCAUGUUCCGGGGGAGACGGGGGACAUUGAGUCCGAGUGGACCAUGUUCCGUGCCUCUAUUGUUGAGGCGGCCAAUCUGAGUUGUGGCCGUAAGGUGGUUGGUGCCUGUCGUGGCGGCAACCCUCGUACUCGCUGGUGGACACCAGCAGUAAGGGAUGCCGUCAAGCUGAAGAAGGAGUCUUAUCGAGCCUUUAUGGCCUGUGGGACCCCAGAGGCAGCUGACGGGUACCGACUGGCCAAGCGGAACGCAGGUUCGGUGGUCGCAGAGGCAAAAACCCGAGCAUGGGAAGAGUUCGGUGAGGCCAUGGAAGCCGACUUCCGGACGGCUUCGAGGAAAUUCUGGUCCACAAUCCGACGUCUCAGGAGGGGGAAGCAGUGCACCACUAACACUGUGUACAGUGGGGAUGGGGCGCUGCUGACUUCGACUCGGGGACGUUGUGAACCGGUGGGCAGAGUACUUCGAAGACCUCCUCAACUCCACCAACAUGCCUUCCUUGGAGGAAGCAGAGCCUGGGGACUCUGAGGUGGGCUCUCCUAUCUCUGUGGUUGAAGUCACCGAUGUGGUUAAAAAGCUCCUCGGUGGCAAGGCCCCAGGGGUGGAUGAGAUCCGCCCAGAGUUCCUCAAGGCUCUGGAUGUUGUGGGGCUGUCCUGGUUGACACGCCUCUGCAACAUCGCGUGGUCAACAGGGAGAGUGCCUCUGGAUUGGCAGGCCAGGGUGGUAGUCCCUCUUUUUAAAAAGGGGGACCGGAGGGUGUGUUCAACUAU